AUUGACUCCAUUCGUAUGUGUAUUGCAUUUAAACGUAAUAUUGAUUACAAUUUGUUGAAUGCAUUCAAAGCAUUGAUUGUGUGAUUAGUGUUGUGUUCAUUGGUUUGGCUUUUGAUGUGAUGUUGAAAAUGAAUCGCAAAACCAAAAGCAGUCAUUGUUUUGAUUUUGCCUUAAAUAUGGUAACUAUGGAUGAGAUCAAUGAAUUGCAUUUGCAUAGAGUUUACAAAUUAGAUUCAAGUGUUUGCAAAUCAAAGGCCAAUAAAAACUGCGGCCAAAACAUGCGAUGUCUCAAUGGUUUAGGUGAGAGGCCGUGGCUGUCAUCGGCCGACAACUCGUCCAAUACGGCCAACGACUCGCACUUAGGCCGAAGAGUCGACGGAUCCUUUGUGGGCCUCAAGAACUUAGGCGCCACUUGUUAUGUCAAUUGUCUCCUUCAGGUUUGGUUUCAUAACCCAAUCUUCCGAUCGAUGAUAUAUCGAUGGAAACCAGAAGAAGAUCCCGAAGAGAAUGAAUUGGACACGAAUUCUGUUGGCUUUCCAGAGGAAGUGUUUGUUCCGAAGACAUGUAUCGGUAAAUUGCAGCUUAUAUUUGCUUUAAUGCAAUUCGGAGUCCGGAGUUCUGUGGAUCCGAAGCCUAUCAUCAAAUGUCUUGAAUUGGAUGAGAAAACACACAUUCAAACAAAAGUCUACAAAUUGGAUGCAAGUGUUUGCAAAUCAAAGGCCAAUAAAAACUGCGGUCAAAACAUGCGAUGUCUCAAUGGUUUAGGUGAGAGGCCGUGGCUGUCAUCGGCCGACAACUCGUCCAAUACGGCCAACGACUCGCACUUAGGCCGAAGAGUCGACGGAUCCUUUGUUGGCCUCAAGAAUUUAGGCGCCACUUGUUAUGUCAAUUGUCUCCUUCAGGUUUGGUUUCAUAACCCAAUCUUCCGAUCCAUGAUAUAUCGAUGGAAACCAGAAGAAGAUCCCGAAGAGAAUGAAUUGGACCCGAAUUCUAUUGACUUUUCAGAGGAAGUGUUUGUUCCGAAGACAUGUAUCGGUAAAUUGCAGCUUAUAUUUGCUUUAAUGCAAUUCGGAGUCCGGAGUUCUGUGGAUCCGAAGCCUAUCAUCAAAUGUCUUGAAUUGGAUGAGAAUCGACAACAAGACGCUCACGAGUUCUCCAAUCUAUUCUUCUCUCUGAUUGAGAGGAAAUUGAAAUUCCAGACCAAUCCAAACGUGGCUAAAGUUAUUCAAAGCCAAUACUGCGGCAAAUUUGCUUAUAUCACAAGAUGUCUCACCUGUGAGGACAUGUCUUCACGCGAAUCUCAAUUCUAUGAAUUAGAUCUAAAUAUUAAGGGCUGUAAAGAUCUUUACGACAGUUUAGGCGAUUAUUUAAAGGUGGAAAGUCUUGAGGGAAUGAAUCAAUACUAUUGUGGAAGUUGUGGACAGAAGCGAAAUGCGUCCCGAUAUAUAAAACUGAGAAAACUUCCGCCAGUUUUGAACAUUCAAUUGUUGCGAUUUGUUUUCGAUCCGCACAUAAAAAAGCUAAACUCUAUCAUCAGAUUUCCAGACAUUUUGGACGCCAAACCAUUCAUUGAUUCGGCCGAUGGUUUGGAUCCAAGAGAGACGACAUAUCAUUUAAGCGCUGUUCUCAUACAUCGGGGUCCGAGCGCUCAUUCCGGCCAUUAUAUCGCUCACAUCAAAGACCAAAACACCGGCUUUUGGUAUAAGUUUAAUGACGAAAAAGUGGAACAAAUUGAGGGCAAAAAGUUGAAACUCGAUUCUGAUGAAGUGAACGACGAGAACAGCGAUACAAACGGCAAUGUUUUGAUUAAAAACGAUCGCAAGGGUUGUCAUCAGUCGAAUAACGCAUAUAUGUUGGUCUACAAGAAUGAGAUCCAAACCAACACUGAUUUGGCCAACAAUUACAGCGACUGGGGUUUACCUCAAUAUCUAAUGGAUUUCAUCGAAAAAGAUAAUAAAUCGUUUGAGGAAUCGAUUGCAGAACAAAUGAAAUUGAAAGAAGAAGAGAUGUGUUCUUAUAUUGAGCGUAAAACAGAGAUAAACCACAUCUAUGAACAGUUGACCGCUGAUGGCGACAAACCAUAUGAGUUUAUAUCGAAAAAGUGGUUAAUCCAUUGGUUAAGCGCUAAACCUUUGGAACAAAUAAAGCCGAUCGACAACACAGACUUGUUGUGCAUUCACCGUAAACUCAAUUUCAAGUCAUUGUCUUCUAUCAAAUGUAUCUCAAAAAGUGGCGCAGACUUGCUGUACGAGAAAUACGGUGGCGGACCCAUACUUAGGUCCAAUUCUCUGUGUAUUGCAUGUGUGGCCAAACAGGUGGAAGUGAUUAAAACAAAGACAAAGAUUGAAGAGGAUAUCAAAACGAUUACAUCUCAACUCAAGUAUACUCCCAAUCUAGAGGAAGAGUGCUAUUGGGUCGGAAAGGAAUCGUUGAAAUCGUGGAAACAAAUUAAAUUAAAAUCAAUUGAAUAUAAGAAUCCAGAAGUGAAUGAUAAUUCCGACACAUCUGUUGAGGUGAUUGAGAGCAAUGACAUUGAUUUUGAGAUCUCAUGUCUGAACGACGACAUCAUUUGCAAACACGGAAAACUAACACCCGAUGAAAAUAAACGAAGACUUGUAUCAGUUCUGGUUUGGGAAACACUUAAAUGUCAUUUUCCAAACGCACAGCAAUACACGCAAAAGAGCACAUUCUGUGAAGAAUGUUUGUCUUAUAAUAAAGCGUUUGAAUCGUUUAAAACACAACACAAAGAGAUGGCAAUGAAUCAGAAGCUAAUUUUGCCCAAUCUUUUGGCUGAAAGACAUCGAUUGGUUUGGGACGAUCUCAACCCUACCGCUCGAUACUAUGCUUUGAGCAGAAAAUUUCUCACCUCUUGGAAGAGAUUCAUAAAGGAUGACUUAGGGAUCACUAAUAAUAUGGGAGAAGACUAUGAUAUUAUCGAUCCAUCAAAGUAUGAUCCGCCGGAAGUGAUUGAAAAUAGUGGCCUUUUAUGCGCUCAUCAAAUGUUUUUAUAUCCCACUAAUAAGACAGAGAUUGUGGGAAAUGAUUGCAAAUUUGUGAUAUUACCGAAGGAUGAAUGGGAAUCACUCAUUGCUUUCUAUUCUAACGAUUUUGAAAUACAAUUUUUGGUUCUUUUGAAUGAAAAUAACGACAAAUUCAUCGAAUCUAUUCCUUCAUUUUGUGAUUCAUGUUUCCAAAGUCUGAUACUGGAAGAGGAGAGGGAAAGACUUACUUAUAAUAAUCAGUUUAUUUAUGUGAGAAAAGUGGAGAAAAACGAAAGUAAUUCGGAUGACUCUCACGACAAACAAGAGAUUAAUUCUGAUGGUUAUCAUGAAAAAAUGAAUGGAAAGAAAUUCAAAAAAGAAGAUACAAAACACGCUUUUAUAGGAAACGGAGAAAAUAAUACGUUUCAAGGCCUGAGACGGAGUUCGCGGCGAAGGAAAAAUAAAAAUGAGAAGGAAAUCAAAGUCUCGUCAACUAAUACACUAUUAGACCUCAAAAUACAGAUAAUGAAUAUAUUCCGAGUGGCGCCCUAUGACCAGAACCUGUCCCUCAAUGACAAACCACUCGAUGCCAACAAUAAGACUUUAGCCGAACUUCACGUCGAACCCUAUUCUAUAAUCACUCUCACUGUA
Messenger RNA from Medioppia subpectinata, 3632 nucleotides. The record is from the annotation of a GenBank genome assembly. Lineage: Eukaryota; Metazoa; Arthropoda; Arachnida; Sarcoptiformes; Oppiidae.